AUGGAGAACAUGAUGGGUCUUCUGAGAAUUCACAUCCAAAGAGGAGUGAAACUUGCUGUUAGAGACAUGAGAAGCAGUGACCCUUAUGUUGUUAUCAAAAUGGGCAAGCAGAAGGUGAAAACCAAGGUGGUGAAGAAGAAUGUGAAUCCUGAGUGGAAUGAAGAUUUGACACUCUCAGUUGCAGACCCAAAUCUCCCAAUCAGGCUUUAUGUGUAUGACAGAGACACCUUUAGUUUUGAUGAUAAGAUGGGGGAUGCAGAGUUUGAGAUUGCGACAUUUAUUAAGGUCUUGAAGAUGCGCUUGGAAGGCCUCCCAGAUGGGACAAUAAUCACAAAAGUGCAACCAAAUAGGCAAAACUGCCUUGCUGAAGAGAGCUACAUUGUCUGGUCCAAAGGCCAACUUGUCCAAAACAUGGUCCUCAGACUGAGAAACGUGGAGUGUGGGGAAGUUGAACUUCAAUUGCAGUGGAUUGAUGUUCCUACCUCUUAA
Prunus armeniaca (apricot) is the source of this 489-nucleotide messenger RNA. The record is from the annotation of a GenBank genome assembly. NCBI's taxonomy places the organism in Eukaryota, Viridiplantae, Streptophyta, Magnoliopsida, Rosales, Rosaceae.